GAGGGCCCAAAGUCUCCAUCCUUGGCCCGUGGCAGCGCUAAGCAUCCCGGCUCCAAAUCGGCCCGGGAGCGCGUCAAGGUGACCAGGCACGCGGGAGGUGAGAGGAAGUGAGCCCGCCUUGGGGGCUUAAUUGGUAGUGGGGGUUUUGAGUCCGGGUGGUGCGCCGAUCUUUGGGGAGAGCCCAGGUCGCGCGGACCCAGGGGCGCCGGCGGAAGGGGCCGGCCGGGGCGUAUCUCCUAGGGAUGGGGAGGGGGACGCAGCGGGAGGCUCAGAGCCUGCUCUUCCACCGCCUCUGCCUGGUCCACCCUGCGCUCACCCUGCUACCCUGACCUCCCAGCAGGCAACCUCCGUCGGCCACCCCUUCUUUUUUCCCCUCCCCCAUCCAGUCCCCAGGGGCUGCUGGCCUGCGGGGUAAGGAGAUUAGAGCCUCGGUGGGGAGGAGGGAGCGGGCUAGGGCUUUGAGGGACCGGGCUGGGGCCAACUGGGGCUGGGGCUGCCCGGGACCGAGCAGAGGUGUGGACUGAACGUUGCUGCGCGGGAGUAGUGGUCGGCGGAGGGCAGGUGCUACGGCGGUGGGCUGUAGGAUGCUCCCAGUAGCCGAUCUACCCCGAGGAGGCGGGGUCUGGGGGCGAGGGCAGCAUUAGAAAGCAAGGGCGCAUUGAGCCAGGGAUCGAGGUCUGCCCGAAACUGAGCAGGCCCUCUUUCUGCAGGCCGGCGGCGGCGGCGUGAUGGCGGAGAAGGCGCUGGAGGCUGUGGGCUGUGGACUAGGACCUGGGGCUGUGGCCAUGGCCGUGGCGCUGGAGGAUGGGGCGGAGCCCCCAAUGCUGACCACGCACCUCAAGAAGGUGGAGAACCACAUCACCGAAGCCCAGCGCUUCUCCCACCUACCCAAGCGCUCAGCCGUGGACAUUGAGUUCGUGGAGCUCUCCUAUUCCGUGAGGGAGGGGCCCUGCUGGCGCAAACGGGGUUAUAAGACCCUCCUUAAGUGCCUAUCAGGGAAAUUCUGCCGUCGAGAGCUGAUUGGCAUCAUGGGCCCCUCAGGGGCUGGCAAGUCCACGUUCAUGAACAUCCUGGCAGGAUACCGGGAGUCUGGAAUGAAGGGGCAGAUCCUGGUCAAUGGGAGGCCACGGGAACUGAGGACCUUCCGCAAGAUGUCCUGUUACAUCAUGCAGGAUGACAUGCUGCUGCCACAUCUCACGGUGCUGGAAGCCAUGAUGGUCUCUGCUAACCUGAAGCUGAGUGAGAAGAAGGAGGUGAAGAAGGAGCUGGUGACGGAGAUCCUGACAGCACUGGGCCUGAUGUCCUGCUCCCACACGAGGACAGCCCUACUCUCCGGUGGGCAGAGGAAGCGCCUGGCCAUCGCCCUGGAGCUGGUCAACAACCCGCCUGUCAUGUUCUUUGACGAGCCCACCAGUGGUCUGGACAGCGCCUCCUGUUUCCAAGUGGUGUCCCUCAUGAAGUCGCUGGCCCAGGGGGGCCGUACCAUCAUUUGCACCAUCCACCAGCCCAGUGCCAAGCUCUUUGAGAUGUUUGACAAGCUCUACAUCCUGAGCCAGGGUCAGUGCAUCUUCAAGGGCGUGGUCACCAACCUCAUCCCCUACCUGAAGGGGCUCGGCUUGCACUGCCCCACCUACCACAACCCUGCUGACUUCAUCAUCGAGGUGGCCUCUGGAGAGUAUGGAGACCUGAACCCCCUGCUGUUCAGGGCUGUGCAGAAUGGGCUCUGUGCCAUGGCAGAGAAGAAGAGCAGCCCUGAGAAGAAUGAGGUCUCUGCGCCCUGUCCCCCUUGCCCUCCGGAAGUGGAUCCCAUUGAAAGCCACACCUUUGCCACCAGCACCCUCACACAGUUCUGCAUCCUCUUCAAGAGGACCUUCUUGUCCAUCCUCAGGGACACGGUCCUGACCCACCUGCGGUUCGUGUCCCACGUGGUGAUCGGCGUGCUCAUUGGUCUCCUCUACCUGCACAUCGGCGACGAUGCCAGCAAGGUCUUUAACAACACCGGCUGCCUCUUCUUCUCCAUGCUCUUCCUCAUGUUCGCUGCCCUGAUGCCAACUGUGCUCACCUUCCCCUUAGAGAUGGCAGUCUUCAUGAGGGAGCAUCUCAACUACUGGUACAGCCUCAAAGCGUAUUACCUGGCCAAGACCAUGGCCGAUGUGCCCUUUCAGGUGGUGUGCCCGGUGGUGUACUGCAGCAUCGUAUACUGGAUGACAGGCCAGCCAGCUGAGACCAGCCGCUUCCUGCUCUUCUCAGCCCUGGCCACUGCCACGGCCUUGGUGGCCCAGUCUUUGGGGUUGCUGAUUGGAGCCGCCUCCAACUCCCUACAGGUGGCCACCUUUGUGGGUCCAGUUACCGCCAUCCCCGUCCUCUUGUUCUCCGGUUUCUUUGUCAGCUUCAAGACCAUCCCCACGUACCUGCAAUGGAGCUCGUACCUCUCCUAUGUCAGGUAUGGCUUUGAGGGUGUGAUUCUGACCAUCUAUGGCAUGGAGCGAGGAGACCUCACCUGCUUGGAGGAACGCUGCCCUUUCCGGGAGCCACAGAGCAUCCUCCGAGCGCUGGAUGUAGAGGAUGCCAAGCUCUACAUGGACUUCUUGGUCUUGGGCAUCUUCUUCCUGGCCCUGCGGCUGCUGGCAUACCUUGUGCUCCGUUACCGGGUCAAGUCGGAGAGAUAGAGCUUUGUCCUGGCCUGUGCCCCAGCCCCCGCGGCAGGAAGCCCCCAGCCCCAGCCCUCUGGGACUGUUUUAACCUUGUAGACUUGGGCACUGGUUGCUGGUGCAGCCACCCUCCCCUCUCGAUUCCUCUGUAGGCUGGCUGUCGGACUGGGCUGUGUUCCCAGCCUCGGCCCUGGGGGUCGGGGUGCCAGGCCUCUCUGGCCCGCCCAGGCAUCUUCCCAAGUUGAUGCGGUCUGUAGCUUCCUCCCCCCUCUCCCCAACAUCUGCAUGUGAAGACCACUAGGAGGCUGCCACCCUCCUUUCUGUCCCUGGCACCCUCCUCUGUUGUCUGCCUGGGAGCCCCAGGCUCUCCAGGCCCCCACUUACAACUGACCAAAGUGGCCCCCUUUGGGGGUCCCCGCCACACAAGUGUUUGUAAACUGGGCUGUUAUAAGGUUGGGGUUCCAGGGCUGGGCCCUGGUGGGGUCCCAUGGAUGUCCCUUUGGACGUGGGAACGGAGCAGGGAUGGGCUCUGGAAGUCUCUUCCUCCGCCUCCCUUCUCCUCGCCUCUAGACCCUGGCCAGUUUGGACAAUCUCUUGGGACAGAAGCUGGGUUUUCUGUCUGGGUCAUGCCUCCCAAUCCUGGGGAUUGGAGAGGCCUGGCACUACGGGCUGUCCCUGUCCCCAUUCCCUGUCACCUCCAGUGGGGGCUGGGCCCGUGGCACCUCUGCAAUAAUGUCUUUGUUUCUCUCCCACCCGGCCCUGGAACUGGAGAAUGCACUUUAUUCUGGGAGGGAGUAGGAAAGACCUGAGCCUCCUUUCUCGCUGCUUGAGAGGUCCUGUAGUGCUCCCUCUCCUCUCCUGAGUUACAGGCACACACUUGCGAGCAGGCAAUCUCAGCCCUACACACAUUCACUGUCCCCCUCUGCCCUGCCAAGGCACAGAGGAAGAGUGAUGGUGGUGCAGUGGUGGUGGGUGCUGUGGGGAGGUGGGGUGCCAACUUCCUCCUGGGGAUCCUGCUUUGAUUCUAAGGAUGAGGCUGGUGCUGCCUAGGUGUCCCCAGGAUCUGCAGGUGUCUGCCCCCCUCCCCAGUCUUCCCUCCCUCCUGACCCAGGGGUGGCACUGGGCACCAGUUCCCUGGAGGACAGGACCGCACACAAGCACAAGCACGGGCAUAAAUUAGACUUGGCCACUGCCACCCUAUGGCUCUUCUUUUGUGUGUCAAGCUGGCAUUCUCACUCCCCCAGCCCUUCCAAGGCCACUUGCUGCUCAUUCAAACUUCCGUCCAUGUCUCUCCAUCUGCUUCCUAUCAGCCAAGGUGGGCCUCGGGCAUCAGAGCGACACACACACACACACACCUAGAAGGUGCCUGGCUUUCCUGGAGGGGGACCCAGGCCCAUUCUACUUCUGAUUUUCCCCUUCCCCUAUGGCUCUCUUCCCCCCUUUUUCCUAUACACAUACCCCUCUACCUUCCCCACCGUGCCACAGAGUCUUCCCAUCACACAGAGAUGCCAGUUGUAUUUGUGGGACUUCACCCAUUAUUAAUAAAACCUAUAUUUAUACAG
Molecule: messenger RNA, 4213 nt
Organism: Phacochoerus africanus (Common warthog)
Lineage: Eukaryota; Metazoa; Chordata; Mammalia; Artiodactyla; Suidae
Gene: ABCG4
Product: ATP binding cassette subfamily G member 4
Exons: 14
Coding region: 729-2669 (646 amino acids)
Cellular component (GO): plasma membrane
Molecular function (GO): ATP hydrolysis activity; ABC-type transporter activity; ATP binding
Source: RefSeq, a predicted model, not a curated record